AUGAUUGGUUAUAUCAUAUAUUCAUUGAUAUUAUGUGGUUUUUCAAUUGAAUUAAAAGAAAUUCUUGGAACUGAUAAUUAUUUGUUGAUUGGGUAUCGUGACUGUGAAGUGACAAUUGAAACAAGUCUUGAACCCAUGUUAUGUCCAUACCAUUUUUCCGGAAGUAAUGCUUGUUCUAGUAGUAAAGCCUGUUAUUUAACCUCUGCUGUUCCAUUUUUAUGGACUCCAGGUCAUAAUGAAAUUGACAAGGAACAGGCGCCUAGAUUUUUUUUAGUCUAUAUUGAACAAAGAAAUUUAGCCGCUAAAUAUGUUUCUUUGACUGUUCCUAAAUUUCAGAAUGGUAGUACAAGAGCUUUGAAAAGAAUUUUUAUGGGUGGUGCUAAACAUACUGAAAAUCAAGAUAUUCAAAUGGCCAAAAUUUCUAACAACAGAGAUAUUUUCAGUUUUAUUUUUAAAAUAAAGGACAUUAUUUUUGAUAAUAAAAAUUUUGAUUUGUAUAUAAUUGGUCAAGAUGGAGAUCAUACAAAUUAUAAAAUUUUUCACUAUAAAGUUAUGGCUCCAAGAAAAAGUGAGGAACGUUUUGAAUUUGCUUAUCAAGGAACUAUAAAAUUACCUGAAAAGGCAAAAUAUUUGAUUGGUGCUUCUUAUGACACAUAUACUGAUAAAUUUUAUUUUCAUAUUAAAGGACGAAUGAAUAGUGAAAUUUAUUACUUUGAUUCUGCAGUUUUUCGAAGAAAUGUUGAAGAUUCUUCUUUAUGGAAAUUGGAAACAAAGAUAAUUUCUGUUCUCAAUGCUAGUGUUUUUGCUAAUGGUAUAUUAUAUGUCAAUGAUAAUAUAAAUCCUGGUAGCUAUAGACAUUUCAUUGGACCUUUAAGUAGAAAUAAAACUGCAAUUAUGUGUCGGUCCUCAUCAGAAAUAACUAAUGAAAAAUUGUUUAUUGUUAAAGACUAUGAUUAUUGUAGAAUUUAUAGUAAUAAGAAUUAUUCAAAAGAAACAUGUGACUAUUUAAUAUCACAGGGUAAAAUAUCUACCGGUGAUUUUGGUUACGAUAACAAAGGCAGUUGGGGUAGAUUAUUAACAUGGAUAAUUAUAAUCAGUGUUUUAUUAAAUUUAAUAUUUAUUAUAAUAAUAAUUCUACGUAGUAUAGGAAUGAAGAAAAAUGAACCAUUAUCUCAAAAGAUCAAGGUGGAUAAGAGCGGAAAGAUCGAGUAUUAUCCAACUCAUCUUUCUGAUCAAUCAGGAUUUUCGUUCUAA
Strongyloides ratti is the source of this 1254-nucleotide messenger RNA. RefSeq lists its product as hypothetical. Lineage: Eukaryota; Metazoa; Nematoda; Chromadorea; Rhabditida; Strongyloididae. The transcript has 4 exons. Bases 1 to 1254 code for a protein of 417 amino acids. The record is from RefSeq and is a predicted model, not a curated record.